Entrophospora candida is the source of this 480-nucleotide messenger RNA. NCBI's taxonomy places the organism in Eukaryota, Fungi, Glomeromycota, Glomeromycetes, Entrophosporales, Entrophosporaceae. The record is from the annotation of a GenBank genome assembly.
AUGGUAAACGAACACGAAUCUUCUUUAGUUAAUUCAAACCUCGAAGAAAGAAUCACAACAAAAAUGAUUCUUAUCAGACCUCCUUAUCCACCAAAAAUUUCUCCAAAAGAAAUAUUAUUAAAUUACAUCAAUGUAAAUCCUCAACAAGCAUUCUUAAAUGAUAACAAUUUUAAUUAUUAUUAUGAUCAAUAUUUAUCGUCAAACGAAAAUGACAAUAGUAAUAAUGAUAAUAAUGACAAGUUAAUUGACAUUUCUUCGGCAAAUAGCUCUCCUAAUAUCGAGACCCCUGUAAUUAAUGAUUACAUGUUGCCAUCGCCUCAAUUUAUUAACGAUUCGAAUACUUCACCUAUUUUUUCAUAUAAUUCUUACGAAAAUUACGAUACUACUCCUUUACUUUACAAUAACAAUAUUAAUUUCUACGAAAAUUAUGAUUUUAAUUUCAAUGAUAACAUCGACAAUAACCAUGCUUGUGAUUAUUAA